This is a messenger RNA of Dinoponera quadriceps, 2422 nucleotides long. RefSeq names its product protein halfway (gene hfw). Gene Ontology annotation, molecular function: protein binding. The transcript has 9 exons. Bases 539 to 2050 code for a protein of 503 amino acids. The record is from RefSeq and is a predicted model, not a curated record. NCBI's taxonomy places the organism in Eukaryota, Metazoa, Arthropoda, Insecta, Hymenoptera, Formicidae.
ACAGUUCACGAUGUAGAAUGCACGGUGCGCAGAAGAGAGUGGACUUUCGCCUCUACGUUGCCGUUGGUCGCUGUUGGCGGUGAUCGCGAGAAAUGCGUAACCUAUGGCAGUGUUAUAAUGACGAUUCGCGAAACAGUCAUUUGAUAAGGCUGAUGAUAACGCACGCACACGCGCCUACCUCGUCGUUUAUCGCUUAAUUGGCACGCAAGCGUAAUGAACGCGCUCCAACCCCUGGUCGGGCAAUUCUGUCUCGUCAGCGGAACGACCCGGGCGACUCGGAUUGUCAGUCGCGGUUAAACGAAUUAAUUUGUUUGCGCCGCCGGUUCCCGACAGCCGCGCGAGUCAUCAAGUAUGCUCAUUGAAUUACGCCCGACGUCCAAUUAUCUCGAGAACAACCGAUUGUAUCGUGCUAAUUGUCGCGGCCGCAAGUAAGCUCGUCGCCGCUCUGCAGAGCGGCAGCAGCAGGAUAAUCUCGGUGGUGCCAAUUUACAAUGAACCAUAUUGUUGACAACUGAGAUACAGCAAGCUGGAGUAUUUAAUGUUGAAGAUGCACUGGUUAGCUAUGAUAAUGUGCCUGUAUGCUGGGCUAGCUAGUGCACGCACAGAAGAGGACCAGCAGGCAUCAAAUACAGACGGGAUUCCUAAUUCUCCUCCGGUGCAGUGUUUCUACAGACAGGCGAUUGACUGCCCGAACAUCGGCGCGGAUUCAAACGAGUGUCCCUGCAAGAAGAUCACACUUGCCAAUGUAGUUGAGCCCCAUGCUGCGCUCUGCUGUAAUAUAAACAGCCAGACUUUAGAAUAUGGCCUCUCUUGUAUGGGCUUCCCUUGGCUGAACAUAAGCUACGUGCAUAUACGCAACGCAACCCUAGAUGUAUUUAAGACGAGUGAACGCCGAUGGAGGCAACUGAAGUCACUGGCCAUGACCGAUGGCAGGAUUAGUCGAGUGAAGGGGCAGUUUCUUAUGAAGACACCUAUAGUAUGUCUGAAUCUGUCGAAUAACGCGCUGGUCGAGGUGGAGAAUAACUCGUUGACGCGGUUAGAGCAGCUCGCCACUUUGGAUCUGUCCUAUAACAAUCUCACUCACUUACCAGCAUUGAACACAAACGGUCGUGAAUUCUGGCUAGACAUCUCAGGUACAAACACGCUCUGGUGCCACGAUAUUUACCAAUAUAUCAACAGAACGGGCGAGAUGCAAAUCACUUUUAAUCGCGAGAACGAGACGGUCUGUUCCGCUAGUAAAACAUGGCAUUGGUUCAACACCACUGAGCAAGUGCCGCUUAAACAAGUCCGUUAUCUCAGCUCGUUGCAAACAGAAUGUCCGAAAGGCGACACCUGGCAGUGUCAGUGUAACGUCAGCAGGAUGGACAUUGUCGAAGGGAAGCCGCCUACCUUCGCCGUAUACGUAGAUUGCAGCGGCAUUCAAUUAACGGAAUUGCCGGAGAAAUUGCCGCGCAACACCAUCACGCUCAAUGUUUCCUAUAAUAACAUCACCGUCUUGGACGAUCUGAGCACCAAUCCGUGCUACGAAGAUUUACGCGAGUUCUACGCCGAUUAUAAUAACAUCACCUCGAUAAACAAGCUGGAGGGCUCCAAGUUUCUGGAUAAUUACGCCCUUCUGAGUCUACGGUACAAUAAAAUUAAAUCACUGCCAACGUAUAUUCUAAGUCCGAACGUGUACAAUAAGAAUUUCGCGACUCUGAGCUCGCGAUUAGUCAAAUUAGGCGGCAACGAGUUACAUUGUGAUUGCAACACCGCUAAAUUUCUCAAGGCAUGGUUGCAGACGCGGAUAUUGGACGCCGACGAGGUGAUGUGUGAGAACGAGAAGAGAAAAGUUUUAGAGCUAGAUGUAGCGAGGAUGUGCGUGUACCCGGGAGACUGGACUGACUAUAUAUAUUAUAUUAUCGGUAUCGAGGUAAUGAUUCUCAUCGGCUUGAUAGUCAAAGUAUCGUACGACUAUUGGGUGCUGAAGACUGCAGGAUAUCUUCCGUGGCCGGCGAAUAGGAUGCCGAAAUUACCUUGUGAUUGGCUGUGCGAAAGAUUCACGAAGUAAUCUCUACAUGUACAAGUCCAUGACAAGCGUUUGAUAAAUAUUUUACAUCGCCUAAAACGUGUGCAAUCGUUAAACGAAGAGGGAGUUAUGAUACGUUUAUAUCGUUUGUAUUUAAUUAACACAACCCAACGAUCUAAUCUAAUAUAGUGUGUGCGUAUGCUUCGAUUAUGCAGCGUGAAUUUUAUCGCUGGCCAUCUCGUGCUCGAGACUCGCGAGCCUAAACAAGUGGUACCGCGAUAUAAUUGCGCAUCUUGUAUGUAAUACGAAGUAUAUUACGAUAUUUUUGCAAAAGGAGGGUUUUAUAAAAAAGAGCGCAAAAGCGUUUCUAUGUAAAAGACUUAUAAAAAUCAUAUAUUUACAUUUUAUAUAUAU